Molecule: messenger RNA, 3303 nt
Organism: Drosophila obscura
Lineage: Eukaryota; Metazoa; Arthropoda; Insecta; Diptera; Drosophilidae
Exons: 3
Coding region: 1-3303 (1100 amino acids)
Biological process (GO): DNA integration
Molecular function (GO): nucleic acid binding
Source: RefSeq, a predicted model, not a curated record
AUGGUAGAGAAAUCGCUACACGUCAAAGAAUACUCCUUAAUAGCUUUCCUAGAUAUCGAGGGAGCUUUUUACAACAUCAUACCAGAGGCCAUCACGGAGGCCCUGACUGACCUGGGGGUGGAUCGCAGCUACCAUCUCGGUAUUGAUCACACCCACGCACUAGCUCAUCACGCUCACGAGGAUCUGGAUACCUUAGUCCGAUCGUUCAUGGACAUGGACCAAGUUCAAUCAAGUAGCGCUACCAUUGACGCUACUGAUCCCGCUGAACAACACUUCGUUCAAACGCAUUCCCGCAGAGACGAUGGAGUGUACGUCGUCCAAUAUCCAUUCAACGAUUCCGCUCCGCCGAUGGGGUCCACAUUGCCGCAAGCCUUACGCCGCUUUUCUUCUCUCGAACGGAAAUUUCGAAAGUUUCCGGCACUCAAACAACAAUAUGUCGACUUUAUGGAGGAUUACUUACUACGAGGACACAUGGAGUUGAUUCCUUUUACUACCGUAGCCGAGGAUCUCGCCAGUCACAAUUAUUUAGCACACCACGCAGUAUUUAAACCAGAUGGUACCACUACAAGAUGCCGAGUUGUGUUCGAUGGCUCUGGGGAGGACUGCCAGGGACAUUCACUUAAUUCACGGCUACACAUUGGACCACCUAUUCAAAGGGAUUUACUUGGAGUCUGUUUACGGUUCCGUCAGCAUCGUUAUGUGUUCUGUACGGACAUUGAGAAAAUGUUAAGAGGCAUCCGAGUUUUAGAAGAACACAAGCAGUACCAACGUAUCGUCUGGCGAAAGGAGGAGACUGCUACACUUGAUCAUUACCGACUACUGACCGUGACAUAUGGUUUAGCUUCUUCACCGUUUUUAGCUGUUAGAGUUCUCAAGCAAAUCGCUCAAGAUUAUGCCGAGUUGUAUCCGAAUGCUGCUGCGGUGCUGGUAAGGGACGCUUACGUGGAUGAUAUUCCUACAGGCUGCGAUAAUAUCAACGAACUCAUUGCACUCAAGGAUGAAUUGAUUUUGUUAUUGAGCCGAGCUCAAUUUAAACUUCGAAAAUGGAGUUCAAACUUUUGGCCACUACUACAAUCGCUGCCAAAGGACAUUUGUGAGUAUCCCCUUGAAGCUCUAGAGGAAGAGAGCCCAGAUCAAUAUGUGAAGGUUCUUGGUAUACGCUGGGACCCGGCUGCUGAAAACCUUUCCUUCAAGCUGACCAUUCCCGACGCCACAGCUGCUCUGACAAAACGGAUUUUGCUGUCGGAGCUUGCCAAGAUCUACGAUCCCCUGGGUUUGCUUGCCCCCACCAAUGUAUUUCUAAAGGUUCUCUUUCAAGAUAGUUGGCUGAGCUCGAUCGAAUGGAACGAGCCACUACCGCCGCAGUUAUGCUCACCAACGGAGCUGCAUGGAUUUGCCAAUGCGUCGUCUCAUGCAUACGCCGCUGUUAUUUACAGUCGCGUGAAACUCAGUAAGGACUAUGUUGUCAGAAUGAUCGCCGCAAAAACCCGUGUUGCGCCCAUCAAACCUGUAUCCAUUCCGCGGCUCGAAUUGAAUGCAGCCCAUCUUCUUUCAAAAUUGAUGUCUCUGGUUAAGCAAGCACUAACUAUUCCUAUUUCCAGUACCUCAUGUUGGUCUGACUCAGAAGUUGUGCUGCAUUGGCUCUCAUCACCCCCUCGGACUUGGAACACUUAUGUUUGCAAUCGGGCUGCUGAGAUUUUAGAUGCUUGUCCACGUAGUUGCUGGCAACACAUUCGCACUGGGGACAAUCCCGCGGACUGUGCAUCACGCGGACUUUUACCGAGGGAUCUUGUAGACCAUCAGCUGUGGUGGAAUGGACCACCGUGGCUUUCACAAUCACGGCUCACUUGGCCACCUGCUAAGGCAAAGUUUGCACUGUCGACUGAGGAGGCUGCGCACAUGGAAGUUAAGGUCAAGCCUCAAGUUAAUCUACACAUUUCCGAUGAAGGAAAUGAUCUCUUGCGGACAAUAAGCUACUGCUUUCGCUUUGUACACCGUCUUCGCAGCAAGGAACGCCUGUCAUCGUUUUUAUCAUCAUGGGAGCUUCAAUAUGCACUGAUUCGCUACACUCCAUUUAUUGACGACCAAGGAACAAUGCGCGUAGGAGGACGCAUUGACAAUUCAAUGGCAACUUACGAUGCAAAAUAUCCCAUACUUCUUCCAAAAGAAUCACCAGUCGCUGUUUUAUUAGCUAGACACCAGCACGUCACAUCGCUACACGCUGGAGUUGAAUUUAUGUUCCAUACGUUGAGACAGAAGUAUUGUAUUCUCGGUGCCCGCAACAUUGUCCGGAAAAUCGUAUUCAACUGCAAGAUUUGUUUCCUCCAGCGCAAAAGUACGAGCACACAACUCAUGGCUGAUCUUCCCGCUUUUCACGUUCAGCCCACCCGCUGUUUUCUCCAUUCUGUAUUGGAUUACGCUGGACCAGUUACUAUCAAGACAUCGGUAGGUCGGACACCGAAGCUUGGCAAAGCUUGGUUUUCUAUCUUUGUUUGUCUGUCCACCAAAGCAAUUCAUAUCGAACUCGUCAGUGAUUUGACGACUCCCGCAUUUAUCGCAGCCUUCAAACGAUUCUGGUCUCGACGUGGCCCUAUAUCCGAUUUAUACUCAGACAAUGGCACAACAUUCCACGGAGCCAGACGGGAACUAACGGAAAUGCAACGGAUGGCUGUAUCUCAAAGUCAAGACGAGGACAUUGCAAGUUUUCUGACGAGUCAGGAAAUCAACUGGCACUUCAUUCCGCAGUCUGCCCCGCAUUUUGGAGGUAUUUGGGAGACUGGCGUACGAUCAAUUAAGCAUCACCUUCGCCGAGUAAUUGGUAGCAGUGCAUUAACUUUCGAAGAAUAUUCAUCCGUUUUAACCCAGAUUGAAGGUCUACUCAACUCUCGCCCACUGUGCGCUCCCAGCGAUCACAGCUUGGAUCCCCUUAACCCCGCUCAUUUUCUUACAGGUCAACCUCAUAUGUCGGUGCCAGAGCCCUCGUUCUUGGACGUGAACAUUAACAGACUGCAGCGUUGGAGACAACUGCAAGCCAAGGUUCAAGGGUUCUGGAAACGUUGGAAUCUUGAAUACCUUUCUUCCUUGCAGUCGCGCCCCAAAUGGCAGCAGGAGACCAACAACAUAACAGUGGAUACGCUUGUGGUACUGAAGGAGCCGAAUCAACCUCCUAGCAAGUGGCUGCUUGGCCGAAUCACCGAAGUUCAUCCUGGUCAAGACGAGAGAGUUCGAGUGGUCACCGUAAAAACUGCCCGAGGAGUGUACAAGAGACCUAUCACCAAAAUUGCUGUGCUUCCCUUUAACUGA